Molecule: messenger RNA, 366 nt
Organism: Echinostoma caproni
Lineage: Eukaryota; Metazoa; Platyhelminthes; Trematoda; Plagiorchiida; Echinostomatidae
Source: the annotation of a GenBank genome assembly
AUGCCAAUCACCUCAUAUCUUCAACAUUUGAUUGUACAGUGUUCCGGUAACGUUGGUGGCAUGAAGGUACCGUCGGUAAAGUUGGAAGUGGAUGGUGAACCUGUUUUCCUGAAACGUCGCGUUCUCCCAUACGGUCAGCGGGAAGGUGUCUUGAAAGCAUUACAGAACAUGGAACAGGAGAGUGUGAUAAGCAAAUUUGAAUCCAGUGCCUGGGUUACCCCAAUCUUCCUGGCGAUGAAAAGUGAUGGUAGGACACCACGGAUCUGUGAAGAACAUCGACUGACGUUGGACCCCCAAUUGCGGGGAUGUGCAGCGACCACCAUGGAGCCAGAGGAUUUCAUGAAUUUAUUAUACGGGUGCCAGUAA